This is a messenger RNA of Girardinichthys multiradiatus, 2039 nucleotides long. RefSeq names its product ABI family, member 3b (gene abi3b). The coding region runs from base 194 to 1447 and encodes 417 amino acids. NCBI's taxonomy places the organism in Eukaryota, Metazoa, Chordata, Actinopteri, Cyprinodontiformes, Goodeidae. Gene Ontology annotation, cellular component: lamellipodium. Gene Ontology annotation, molecular function: SH3 domain binding. The transcript has 5 exons. The record is from RefSeq and is a predicted model, not a curated record.
CAUUCAGGUCCACCUGGAGCAGCCCUGCCCUGAGAACAGCCGCUCUGAAAUCUCCCCCCUGAGGGAUUUUCCGCGUUCUCCGCCGACAACACCUCCCUGCGUGGAAUGAUCGAGCUAUGAAAAAACUUUUCCAUCCUCACCGAGCAGCGCCUGGUAGUUUCCUAUAGAAGAAAACAUUUUUCCAGCAAUAGCCAUGGGAGAAAUGACAGCACCAAACAGCUUCUCAGAAGUUAUAACUCGGAUAUUACAGAAGGCGCCUGCUGACAGGAAGGAUCUGGUUGAAAACCACAGCAACCUUCUUCGAGUGGCAGAUUACUGCGAAAAUAACUAUCUUCAGGCAGAUGAUCCAACCAAAGCUGUUGAGGAGACCAAGGCUCUGACCACCCAGGCUUUAGCCAGUGUCACCUACCAGAUCAACAGCAUGGCCAGCACCGUGCUCAGGCUGCUGGACUCCCAGGCCAUGCAGAUGAAAGACAUGGAGUCUUCAGUCAACCUGGUGUCUCUGGCUGCCGCGAUCCACCUUGAGAAGGUGGCCAGGAGGAAGAUCGGUCCCUUCACCACACCCAAAGACAAGACCCAAUCAAAGCCCAAGGCUCCGCCCCCUUCAGGCAAGGAGCCAGAGGAAGGUUACCUGAGAGUUCCCAUAUCCUACACAGUCCUGGACUCUGUUGGACACUAUCUCCAGGUCAAAGAGCAGCAGACCACAGAGAACAUGGUCAGAACUGAAGAUCCCUCAGUGUCCACCCACGGCAUCGCUGUACCUCUACCUUCUAUACCCACUAAACCCACAGGGAGCGGUCUGCUUCCCCCACCGCCCCCUGUUUCUGCCACAAACUUGCCGGCUCCUCCUUUCUCAAUGGACAAUAGCUUCCCUCCUCCACCCUCCUUCCCCUCCCCUUCAGAUCACCCCCCACCUCCCCCUCCACCAACCAUCAGCCUGUCGGGCAACAGCCUCCUGCCUCCACCUCCCGCUGCCUGUAGCACCAGUCUACCUCCUCCUCCUCCUCCUCCUGUGUCAGCAGUUACAUCCCCUCCUUCUCCACCGACCAUCAACCUGUUGGACAACAGCUUCCUGCCCCCUCCUCCACCUCCUGCUGCCAGCAGUACCAAUCUACCUCCUCCUCCUCAGUCAGCAUCUGUACCCCGUCCUCCUCCACCAACCAUCAACCUGUCGGACAACAACUUCUUGCCCCCUCCUCCACCUCCUGCUGCCAGCAGUACCAAUCUACCUCCUCCUCCUCCUCCUCGGUCAGAUUCUGUACCCCGUCCUCCUCCACCAACCAUCAACCUGUCGGACAACAGCUUCCUGCCACCUCCUCCGCCUCCCGCUGCCUACAGUACCAGUCUACCUCCCCCUCCUCCUACUCCUGUGUCAGCAUCUGUACGUCCUCCUCCUUCAACAACUAGAGGUGUGCCACCACCCCCUCCCCCUCCUCCGCUCUUCUAGAUGGUAGAUUGUGAUCGGUCAAGUGGGUUAUUGCUGUUGGAGUUGCCUUAUAAUUUAGAAGAAGUAAAGUAAAGUAAAGCAUGGAGGAGUGUGUGUGCAGCUGAUUGAACCCUGAGCUCUUUCAUUUGUGAUUAACACCAAAGAAUCUAAAAAGAGUCUAAAAUGAUGUUUUUCUGCGUGUGAAAAUCCUUCCGUCAGCUUUCCGUUCUUACAGAAAAUCAACCACAGAGAUCAUCCCAACGUGUCCCGACAACACCUCCACCACAUUCCUUGAAAACAAGCUGAAACAAGGAUUCCUGUGUUUUUGUCAUCACCACGCUAUGGUUUUCUCCUUUACUAUAACAUCCAUGCCUCAUCACAAUGAGUAAAAUUUUAAACGGCAUUGAUCUGUGGCUUGACCCCAGCAGUGGUCACUUUUCUGUUUGGUAAAAGUGAUUCUAAGUCAAUGACUUCAGUGUGCUCUGUGUCUUCAAACAGCCCACUGAGGGUGGGAAUUGUCUGUUGCAAUUCACAGGUAAAGUCUCUGUUUUUACUGUGUCUCACAGUAUCAGAUAUACUUUACCGUACAAAUAAAGCUCUUGAUGCAGAUGAA